Messenger RNA from Mytilinidion resinicola, 1511 nucleotides. RefSeq lists its product as uncharacterized. The record is from RefSeq and is a predicted model, not a curated record. Lineage: Eukaryota; Fungi; Ascomycota; Dothideomycetes; Mytilinidiales; Mytilinidiaceae. Bases 326 to 1357 code for a protein of 343 amino acids. The transcript has 3 exons.
CCCCGCUCGACGCAUAAGGCAAUCUACACGCUCUUUUGACGGUAAAGGCGCUGCCUACCCUCGAAGCCACAAUCUCAAGUGCGGAUAUUCUUACUAUCUUAAGCUAUCCAGUGGUCAGCAGGGUCGAGAGACACUCCCGCGCUCCACUAGAGUCCACUUUUCUUUAGCGGGCAAGAUUACUUUAACGGGACCGCAACUGUGCAGCUGAUAUAUUUCCUGCAUACAUCCUUUGCUAUUUCAAAGGUUCUGCUUCUUCAUCUUCCUCAUCCUGUCUUGCUUGUGACUCGCAAUCGUUCUCUUCUCAUCUUUCCGUAUCUCUAGACACAUGGCUACCUUAACCCAAUCCAACCCUGUACCCGCUCAUGAGCUUCAUAUCGAGCCCAAUGAACUCCCCAAGCUUCGAUCCAACUAUGGAAAGUACAUAGAGUCCGAUAGUGUUGGGUGGAUGCGAUCUACCCCGAUCGACACCCCCAUGGAGGAAAUCAGACGACGCUUCGAAGAAGACGGAUAUGUAUGGAUGAAAGGCGUCAUACCACGAGAAGACGUCCUCGAUAUGCGAGAACACUACUUCUCCCAUAUCGCCCACACUGGCAUUCUCGCCCCUGGCACAUCCCCACGCGAUGGCAUCUUCAACCCAACAAACGACCCCAUUGCACACUCCGGUGUCGGGGGUACAGACCUCCCAGACGACGUAGCGAAGGUAGCUGCCCUGACCUCCGCCCACACGACCCCGAUCUACCUCGCCUUCCUCGAACACCCGCACCUGCGCGGCUUCAUCUGCGACUUCAUGGGAUGGAAGAAAGAUGUCAUGGUGCAGCGGACGAUGCUACGCCACAACGUCCCCAAUGGCCUCAGCACCGGCAUCCACUACGACCGCAUCUUCCUGCGCGCCAGCCCCAUCGACUUCCUCACCGCCUGGGUCCCCAUCGGCGACUGCAGCCCGGCCGGCGGCGGACUGAUGUACCUCUCGCACUCGGGCGCGCUCGGGCGCGCCAUGGAGGCAUCCUUCAUGGAGCGCGCGGCCGGCUUCUCCGACGCCGACCGCAUCAACGCGUUCAACAUGAACAUGGCGAAGGACGGGCAGCUGAGCCAUGACGCCGCCGCGCUGUAUGAGGAGCUGAGUAACGAGUGGGAUGAAAAGGGGGUGGGGCCAAAGGGGAGGGAGAUGAAGUGGAUGGUGGGCGAUUUCAAGGCGGGCGAUGUCGUGUUUCAUAAUCCGUAUCUUGUUCAUGGGGCGUGUAAGAAUGAGGAUGCGAGGGGGGUUAUCAGGUUGAGUACGGAUUUGAGGUUUUAUGAGGAGGGGACCCAGGUCGAUGAAAGGUGGAUGCGGUUUUGGGAGCCGAAUGAUGGGCUGUGAGGGCUUGUAGGAGAGAUGGGGUAUUGCUGGUGAGAAGAAGGAAUUUUGAUAUAUAUGAGAUGAGUACGGAUGACUUUGGUAUUCUGGAUUGGGAGUCCGGUCUAUCCGGUCCUCAACUAGAUAUAAGAAGAUACAUAUCUUCUCAUAGAAACCC